Molecule: messenger RNA, 1610 nt
Organism: Cucurbita moschata (crookneck pumpkin)
Lineage: Eukaryota; Viridiplantae; Streptophyta; Magnoliopsida; Cucurbitales; Cucurbitaceae
Product: methionine aminopeptidase 1A
Exons: 16
Coding region: 94-1302 (402 amino acids)
Biological process (GO): proteolysis
Molecular function (GO): metalloaminopeptidase activity
Source: RefSeq, a predicted model, not a curated record
UCGCUCCAUUCGUAUUAGUUAAAGUUAGCAAUUCAUAUUUUGUAGCCGGCGGCGGAAGAGGAGGUAAGAGGAUUCGUUUCUGUUAGUGGUUCGAUGGCCGGCGGUUCAGAUGCGGCCGAAGCUGUUACGUUAACUUGCGCACGAUGCGGCAAACCUUCCCAUCUUCAGUGUCCAAAGUGUAUGGAACUGAAGCUUCCUCGGGAGGGUGCUGCUUUUUGCUCUCAGGAUUGUUUCAAGGCAUCUUGGAGCGCUCACAAAUCAGUACAUUUAAAAGAAAAACUGUCUCUGAUCGGGACUGGUAAUUCUGGGGAACAAAAUUCAGAUCGAGCGAGUGAAGGUUGGCUAUAUUGCUUGAAGAAAGGACAAGCAAGAUCGCCAAAACUUCCCCAUUUUGAUUGGACAGGGACUCUAAGGCCAUAUCCCAUAUCUAGCAAGCGAAUUGUUCCUCCUCAUAUAGAGCGACCAGAUUGGGCAGAUGACGGACUUCCCAAAAUUGAGCCAAAUAGCGAUUUCCAACAUGUUGUUGAGAUCAAAACACCAGAUCAAAUUGAGAUAAUGAGAGAGGUUGGCAGGAUUUCAAGGGAAGUUUUAGAUGCGGCUGCUAGAGUGAUUCAACCGGGUAUAACUACUGAUGAAAUUGACCGUGUGGUUCAUGAGGCAACGAUAGCUGCAGGUGGAUAUCCAUCUCCCCUCAAUUAUCAUUUCUUUCCCAAGUCUUGCUGCACUUCUGUUAAUGAAGUGAUUUGUCAUGGUAUUCCUGAUGCAAGGAAACUAGAAGAUGGUGAUAUUGUAAACGUUGAUGUGACUGUGUACUAUAAAGGUUAUCAUGGUGAUCUCAAUGAGACAUACUUCGUAGGAGAAGUUGAUGAAGAGUCCCGACGUUUAGUCCAGUGUACUUACGAGUGUUUGGAGAAAGCUAUAGCCAUGGUGAAGCCUGGAGUUAGAUUCCGUGAUGUUGGAGAAGUAAUUAAUCGUCAUGCUUCUAUGUCGGGCUUGUCUGUGGUCAGGUCAUAUUGUGGGCAUGGCAUUGGAGAGCUCUUUCAUUGUGCCCCUAAUAUUCCCCAUUAUGGAAGAAACAAAGCAGUUGGUGUGAUGAAAGCCGGGCAGACCUUUACAAUCGAACCAAUGAUCAAUGCAGGAGUAUGGCGUGAUCGGAUGUGGCCUGAUGGAUGGACUGCUGUUACAGCUGAUGGCAAACGAAGUGCUCAGUUCGAACACACACUCUUGGUAACAGAAACUGGAGUUGAAGUCCUCACAGCUCGGUUGCCUACAUCUCCCAAGGUGUUUCCAUGGCUGAGCUGAUUAGAUUAUCUUGAAACUCCCCAUUUUUGGCCUCAGUUUCAGAAGACACCAGACUUUCUAAAAACGGCUUGGAAACAUGACACAAAUAAUGUCUCAUAGUAAUGGAACUGAUUUUUGUUUUUAUUUAUUGAAGUUUGCCUAUUUUUGUCUGUUGGGCUUUGAGGGCGAUGAAGCCGUGUGCUAAUGCUGAUGCCCCACCAAUGGCCUAUGUUUAUUUCUCUUUAUCCAUACACCAAAUCACUUUCAGCUUCCCUUUGUUUGUGAUGUCUACUCUUUUAUUUUCUUUCGAGGAACAGAUGCUUUUUUUU